AACCCUGUUACAGCGAUGCAAAUCCGGCAUUCAGUUAACGGCGCAACAGGUCCAGACAGAAAUCUGAAUCUUCAAAUCUCUGAAGCCCGAGUCGAGUGGAGUCGGCCAUCGCUUGACAAACGAUCGCUUACUUUCGCGCGGGAUCGCGAUUUAAGAAUAUUUCAAAAUAAUUCAACGUGCAUCGUAUUCUUCUCCCGUACAAUGCCGACCCCAGAGGAAAACGGAUCCGGUCGAUUGUCUAAAUUCAAGAACCACAACAAGCAUGAAGAUGUCAGAAGGAGGAGGAACGAGGUUUCGGUUGAGCUGCGCAAGGCUAGAAGAGAUGAUCAGUUAUUGAAACGUCGGAACAUCAGUGUUGGGUGUGAGCCCCAGAGCCCCCCAGGGGAGAAUGAGACAGCAGUUCCAAUCAACCUGAGUACUGAGGAAAUUAUUACUGGAAUGAAUUCCAGUGAUGAGCCUACUCAACUUCAGGCUACGCAGGCCUGUCGCAAGAUGUUGAGCAGAGAGAAAAAGCCUCCGAUUGAUACCCUGAUUCGCCAAGGCAUUGUUCCACGUUGCGUCGAAUUUCUUAGCCAUGAUCACAAUCCGGCUCUUCAAUUUGAGGCUGCCUGGGCUUUGACCAAUGUGGCUUCAGGUACAUCAGAGCAAACAAACGUAGUUAUUAAACAUGGCGCAAUCCCUCGUCUGACUGCCUUGCUCAAAUCCCCAUCCCCAAAUGUGGCUGAGCAGGCGGUUUGGGCAUUAGGAAACAUCGCUGGUGAUGGACAUGUCGCCCGUGAUCUGGUUUUAGCUCACAGAUCUCUCCCAUUGCUUCUGGAUCUAGUGAAGCCUGAUACUCCAGUAACAUUUGUUCGCAACAUUGUUUGGACAUUGUCGAAUUUAUGUCGCAACAAAAAUCCACCACCAGACUUCGAAAAUGUAAAAAUUUGUCUACCAGUGUUAAAUCGUCUCCUUAGCUAUUCAGACGACGAUAUACUGGCUGAUGCAUGUUGGGCUCUCUCUUAUCUUACCGAUGGCUCCAACGACAAGAUACAAGCUGUCGUCGAUUCUGGAGUUGUUCCAAAGCUAGUCGGACUGCUAGGCUCCUCUACAACAAGUGUGCUCACUCCUACGCUCAGAGCAGUUGGAAAUAUUGUCACAGGCAAUGACGUUCAGACAGAUGCGAUAAUUACAGCAGGAGGAUUGCAACACUUAGCUGUGUUGUUACAACACAAACGAAUGAACAUCAUGAAAGAAGCUGCGUGGACAAUCAGCAACAUCACUGCCGGAAACUCCGAUCAAAUUCAGCAUGUUAUUAAUGCUGGUCUUCUGCCUCCCCUCAUACAAGUUCUUCAAACCGGUGACUUCAAGUCUCAAAAAGAGGCUGCUUGGGCCGUAACAAACUUGACUUCAGGGGGCUCUAUACAGCAACUUGCCCAUCUCGUACAGCUUGGAGUCCUGAUGCCCUUCUGUGCGCUUUUGGAGGCCAAGGAUUGGAAGACUGUGCUUGUUGUUUUGGAUGGUUUGAAAAACAUCCUCAAUGCUGCUCAAAAAAUGGGCGAAGUCGAGCGUGUCGCCAUUUUGAUUGAAGAGGUUGGGGGUCUUGACAAACUGGAAAAUCUUCAACACCAUGAAAACGGACAAGUUUAUCAACAGGCCAUGGUUCUGAUUGAUACAUUCUUUUCGGAAGGGGAAUCCGAAGAGACAAAUAUUGCACCGGCAACAACAAAUGGGCAGUUAGAGUUUCAAGCCACAGACCUGAAUCAGCCGGGAGGUUUUCAAUUUUAAAGAGAUGUUCCUUUUUUUUUUUUAUAAAGAACCACUUUAUUCUACAUCCCCGAAACCACUUGAUAUUUGUAAAUAUUCACCAUCAUUUUCAGUAAUACACACGCACAAACAAUCCUAUUGAUAAUUCAUCAUUCAAACAUAUCGAGUACCGAGUCUUUGAAUCUCUACAUUGUUUUUAGCUUUUAUAGUCCGAGUCGAUGCCUCAAUUGAAAUAUGGGAAAUGAUUCCAACAUAGUGAAAAAAAUUGAACACACCUGUAAUUGAUAAGUAUAACUAGAAGGAAUAUUUUUUUUUUUUUAUUUUCAAUCUAAAUUUUCGAAGACUCGUGCCCUAUUUGAUGCAAGCGUUAAUUUAAGCGUAUUAUAUUUUCUGAACUGAAUAAUAUUUAGAACCUUGAUAUCUAAGAUCAUGUUUUACGAACCAUCAUAAGUAUGCUAUUUUAGUUUUAUGUAGAGAAAACAAAAUACUGUUCCAAAUUUGUCAUUUUUUUUUGUUCUCACAUUAUCUUAUAAAAUAAAAUUUUUGAUACGAAAUA
Molecule: messenger RNA, 2302 nt
Organism: Neodiprion fabricii
Lineage: Eukaryota; Metazoa; Arthropoda; Insecta; Hymenoptera; Diprionidae
Gene: Pen
Product: importin subunit alpha
Exons: 8
Coding region: 16-1767 (583 amino acids)
Biological process (GO): NLS-bearing protein import into nucleus
Cellular component (GO): nucleus; cytoplasm
Molecular function (GO): nuclear import signal receptor activity; protein binding
Source: RefSeq, a predicted model, not a curated record